AAUGUUUUAAUUUUACCUAGUUUUCUGGUCUAGCUUGUUUAAAUUUAAUUUGAUCUGAAUUAGUCCAGCAUGAUCUAAUAAAUGUUUGUUUUAUGUACUUGUAUGACUAGUAUAAUCUCUUCUAAUCUAUAUGAUCUAUUUGAUUCUGGGCUGGUUUAUUGUGGUUUGAUAUUAUCUAGUUUGAAAGUAUUUCAAACCCAAUUAAAAACAGGUUUAACAAAAUAUGACACGUCCUAUGCUCAUGCUUCAGAGAAUAAUCUCGCAAGUCGAAUCUAUGAAAUGGAAAAACCCGUGAUGUACGAACGAAGUGCUGCCGGGCGGACUCAGCCUCAACACACCGAAGUGUAUGAAAAUUCAUAGGAUUUGAAUUGGUCUCUCUUUAGGAGCCUUUAACGCACUCUAAAUGUGACUUUGCAUAAACGCCGUGCUUAUCCAUUCAUGCAUCGAAUUAUUGAUUGAAAAAUAAUAUAUAUAUUCCGAGACAGCAGAAGAGAUCUGCAGUGUAACAAUGGCUUCUUCGCAUUUGCUAAAGAAUACUGCACCACUGCCGAUAACGACCGCCGAUUCUUCUCCGGCGGAAAGAUCGACGGAGGAUAAACUCUUCAAAGGGUCCUCCAUGACGAAGCGUGGAGCUUUAGCUGCCGUCUCUUACAUGUGCUGCGCCGUUCUGCUGGUGUUGUUCAACAAAGCAGCUCUCUCUUUGUACAAUUUCCCAUCCUCAAGCGUGAUCACACUAUGUCAGUUGAAGUGAUUUAUGCUUUGAUUAUUCCCACCUACGUGUAUGAUACUAUGAUGUCAUAAUCCAGAGCUCAGAUGUUUCAGGUAUCUUAGUCAUUUACAAAUGUAUUACUUAAUUGAACUCAGAAGUCUAAUGAAUUUGAAUAAGCUUCUUUUAGUUUUUCUUGUAAUGGAAAAGAAAAUUUAUUAAAGAGAGCAAGGUAAGGUACACAUAGAAUGUAAAGGAAAUACAAGAAAGAAAAAGGAAAGUACAGCAACCUACCCGCAUAACAAUAAGAACCCCUCCCGAGAAACCCUAAGAACUUAGUCAAUGCGGAAUAACUUCAUACGUGAUUGAAAUCUGGUCCUCAUGAGAUGUGACCUAUGAUGUUUUUUUGGUAUAUUUUAUUUUGAGUGUUUAAAUUUUCAAUAGGCAAGCAAUUAUCCCUCCUGACGAGCCUAGCUUUGUAAAAACAAUUUCCUUAUUUGUGUCAGAAUCCCAUACAUCCUCCAUUAAUGAAAUAGGAGGCUAUGAGCCCCUUCUCACUCUCUAAAGCAUGACCAAGAAAAGCAUCUUCCGAGUAAGAAAAAAUCUGUUCUGCAAAAGAUUCUUUUAGCUUAAGGCAAUGUAAUAUAUAAGGAACACGGGGAAACAAGAGUCAUGAAGAGAGACCUAUUUUUUAAAUUGAAAUCAACAUGAUACAAUUAAGAAACACAACAGCCUAACCAAUAACUGAAGAGACAGACAUUGGAAUCUUUCUUUUGAUAGAUUUUUCCCCUUUUUCAGUCUAUAGACAUUGUUUCGAUAGCUUUCCUUUAGGUACUCCUUGUAUGUAAUCAGGCAAGGAUUAGUGGGGUAAAUUGGUAAUGAAUCUGAAUCUUAUAUACUAGUGUAUUAGGGUUUGAAAAAAUGAGGUUAAUGUUUGGCCUAAUUGCAAAUGUCCAGAACUCCGAAUGCGGAAGCAAAAGUAAAUUUGUUCUAGAUCAAUAAUUUUCUAUCAGAAUUUACCAUUCUUGAACUGAUUGAGCCAAACACCAACCAACCCCAUGAAUGAAGGUUGCACCGUUGGUUUGUUUGGUGGGAUUGAGAUAUGCCAACUACACCCUUUACCUUCCUUAAUUUCUGGGAAGCAUAAAAGUUGCAGAAAUGAAUGUCAGCUUUCGUAAGAACUUUAGAUCGAACUGUAGGAUUUGAAAAGUAGAUUGUAGAUCAAUAUGCUAAUGUUUUAUGGCUGUACUUAUUGUUGUGCUUGGUUUAAUGUGCUCAUUAAUGGCACUAUAAUCCUUGUAUAGUUACAGAUUUUAUGGGUUUGAAAAGUAAAUUGUAGAUUUCGUACUUCUUAAUCUGGACAUUUUCUGUUGAUUCGGGUAGCAGUUUAUGUGAUUCUGAUUUUUUUCACUGCAUGUUUUAUAAUUGAUUUUUCUCUAUCUUCUUUUUCUUGGUUGUCUGGUGCAGAUGAUAUGUUCAUCUUGCUUUCUCUACCUUUUACGGCAAUGGAAACUUAUAUCUUUUCAUAUGGCCGAAUCCCCAACCAUACCUGAUAAUUCCAAAUCCUUAGUACCUUUAAAGACAGUGAUUAAUACUCUACCUCUGGCUGUUACCUAUCUCAUUUAUAUGUUAGUCACCAUGGAGUCUGUUAGGGGAGUAAAUGUGCCAAUGUAUACUACUCUCAGGAGGACAACCGUUGUGUUUACUAUGAUGAUGGAGUAUAUUCUUGCAAAGCAGAGGUACACACGCACUAUUGUUGGAAGUGUGGCAUUGAUUGUCUUUGGUGCAUUUGUUGCGGGAGCUCGUGACUUGUCAUUUGAUUUUUAUGGUUAUCUUGCUGUUUUCAUAGCCAACAUCACAACUGCUAUAUACCUUGCAACCAUAGCACGCAUGGGAAAAUCAAGCGGGCUUAAUAGCUUCGGUCUCAUGUGGUGUAAUGGGGUUGUUUGUGUUCCAUUCUUACUUAUCUGGACACUUGUCAGGGGCGACUUGGGGGAAACUCUUAAUUUUCCAUAUUUGCUUUCACCUGGUUUCCUGGUUAUAUUGCUUUUAUCCUGUAUUUUGGCCUUCUUCUUGAAUUAUUGUAUAUUCCUGAACACCACACUGAAUUCCGCAGUGACGCAGACAAUCUGUGGGAAUAUGAAGGACCUUUUCACUAUUUCACUUGGAUGGAUGGUCUUUGGAGGUCUUCCAUUUGAUUUGUUGAAUGUUAUUGGGCAGCUUCUUGGUUUCACUGGAUCCGGUCUAUAUGCAUACUAUAAGCUUAUCGGAAAAUGAUAUGCUGAACUCAAGAGAACGAUUUUCUUGGGAGUUGGAUAAAGUUGCAGCAUUUUUUGCAGUAUUGGUUGAGGCUUCGGAAAGGAAACUGGAGUUAGCAUUCAUACAAGAAUCCCUUAUUCUUUUGGGAGGGGAUCAAGAUCUGCUGUUUCAUGUGUACUGUAAUGUAAUUUAAGCUGGGUAGGCUUUAUAUCUAAUUGCAGAAAACUGCUAUAUGAAAUGUGCUAUAUUUAUGUAAGCAAUUUUUUUUCAAAAGGUGAUGGUGAUUGACGAGGUUUUAGGGUUAAGUCGGUGGUACACACUAGUGUAGUGUCUCAGUCGGCAGCUCGGCGCCCUCCUCGUGAGAUCAUGCGUGGUGGGAACUUCGAAGAGGUUUUUAUAUGUAGUAGUGUAGUAUUGUAGUACGUAUAAAAUAAAGGGAAAACUGUCAAAUAGGUCCUCGAACUUUCUUAAAAAAGUCAAUUAAGUCCUUCUAUAGGAGACUUUGUCCGGUCGUCGCGAUUUGGGGCGGUUCCCGGUGGAAUUUUUUGAUGAAUUUUUUUGAGCAUCUUAUUCAUCAAGCCUAGUUUAAUCAUACCAAAUUUCAAUUAAAAAUUUAAUCGGGAGCGCAUUCAAAUUAAUUCGAGAACGCAAAAAUGCGCAGUUAUAUUCAAGAAUUAAUUUGAAUGUGUUCCCGAUUGAUUUUUUAGGUAACAUUUGGUAUGAAUAAACUAGACUUGGUGAAUAAGAUGCUCAAAAAAAUUCAUCAAAAAAUUCCACCGGGAACUGUCCCAAAUCGCGACGGCCGGACAAAACCUCCUAUAGAAGGACUCAAUUGACCUUUUAAUGAAAGUUCGAGGACCUAUUUGACAGUUUUCCCUAAAAUAAAAUAUUGAAGCAAAAUAAGUUCUGCUUCAAUAACAAACUGCUUUUGCUUAAAAUUUGUUUCAAUUGUAAAUUUGUUGUUUUGUUAGUAAUAAUAAUUAUGAAUAAUGACGAAUGUGUG
Molecule: messenger RNA, 3968 nt
Organism: Cuscuta epithymum
Lineage: Eukaryota; Viridiplantae; Streptophyta; Magnoliopsida; Solanales; Convolvulaceae
Source: the annotation of a GenBank genome assembly